Pyrus x bretschneideri (Chinese white pear) is the source of this 2310-nucleotide messenger RNA. Its product is annotated as beta-galactosidase. The record is from RefSeq and is a predicted model, not a curated record. Gene Ontology annotation, cellular component: cell wall; vacuole. Gene Ontology annotation, biological process: carbohydrate metabolic process. Lineage: Eukaryota; Viridiplantae; Streptophyta; Magnoliopsida; Rosales; Rosaceae. Gene Ontology annotation, molecular function: beta-galactosidase activity; carbohydrate binding.
AUGUGGCCAGACUUGAUUAAGAAGUCCAAGGAGGGUGGACUAAACACAAUUGAGACUUACGUCUUUUGGAAUGUGCAUGAGCCAGUUCGUCGUCAGUAUGAUUUUACUGGAAAUCUUGACCUUGUUAGAUUUCUCAAAACAGUUCAAGAUGAAGGACUUUAUGCUGUUCUUCGAAUUGGUCCAUAUGUUUGUGCCGAAUGGAAUUAUGGAGGACUUCCCGUUUGGCUGCACAACUUGCCUGGCUGUGAGAUCCGAACCGCAAAUGAUGUCUACAUGAAUGAGAUGAAGAAUUUUACCACAUUGAUUGUUGAUAUGAUGAAAAAAGAAAAGCUUUUUGCAUCUCAAGGUGGCCCAAUUAUUAUUGCUCAGAUUGAAAAUGAAUACGGAAAUGUGCAAUCAUACUAUGGAGAUGCUGGUAAAGCAUAUAUGAACUGGUGUGCAAAUUUUGCCGAAUCUCUCGACAUUGGAGUUCCAUGGAUUAUGUGCCAACAAAGUGAUGCUCCUCAACCAAUGAUGAACACAUGCAAUGGUUGGUACUGUGAUUCAUUUACUCCAAAUAAUGAGAACAGUCCCAAGAUGUGGACCGAAAAUUGGACUGGAUGGUUUAAGAGUUGGGGUGGCAAAGAUCCACUUAGGACUGCUGAGGAUCUUGCUUUCUCUGUUGCAAGAUUUUUCCAGCUCGGAGGCACAUUUCAGAACUACUACAUGUAUCACGGUGGAACAAACUUUGGCCGAACAGCAGCUGCGUACAUCACUACUACUUAUGAUUACGAUGCUCCUCUCGACGAAUAUGGCAACUUGAACCAACCAAAAUGGGGGCAUUUGAAAGAACUCCAUCAGAUUUUGAAAUCCAUGGAGUAUACUCUCACACAUGGGAAUGUCACAACCACAAAUUUUGACAAUUCUGUUUCAGCCACUGUGUACGCAACAAAUGAGUCAUCAAGCUGCUUUUUGGGCAAUGCAAAUAGCACAACUGAUGCUACAAUCACUUUUGAAGGGAAUACAUACACCAUUCCUGCUUGGUCUGUUAGUAUUCUUCCUGAUUGCAAAACAGAAGGAUACAACACUGCAAAGGUCAACACACAAACAACAGUUAAGGUGAAGGUAGUGAACAAGGCUGAAGAUGAACCCGAAUCACUUGCUUGGUCGUGGAGGCCCGAGACCAUUGAUGACACCAGAGUCCUUGCAAAGGGAGAAAUUACUGCAAAUCAACUUUUGGAUCAAAAGGUUGCUGGAGAUGAUGCUAGUGAUUAUCUUUGGUACAUGACAAGUGUUCAUCUCAAGAAAGAUGAUCCAAUUUGGAGUAAGAACAUGACUCUAAGGGUCAAUGGCACCGGUUUCAUUCUUCAUGCAUAUGUUAAUGGAAAAUAUGUUGGUUCUCAAUGGGCUCAAUACAACGUCUACAACUACGUAUUUGAGAAGAGUGUCAAGUUACUUCCUGGCAAGAACAUUAUUUCGUUGUUGAGUGCUACUGUUGGAUUUCCGAAUUACGGAGGUGGAUUUGAAGAGAUCAAAACUGGAAUUUCUGGUCCAGUUGUACUGGUGGGACAAAAUGGUGAUGAGAUUGUGAUCAAGGAUCUAUCAGCACACAAAUGGUCAUACAAGGUUGGACUUCAUGGUUUGAAAAACAAGCUUUUUAGCACCGAUUCUCGUUACGCUACUAAGUGGUCAACGGAAAACUUACCCGUUAACCGGAUGCUGACAUGGUACAAGGCAACUUUCAAAGCUCCUCUUGGAACUGAUCCAGUUGUGGUGGACUUACAAGGUUUGGGAAAGGGUCACGCUUGGAUCAAUGGCCAUAGUAUUGGCCGGUAUUGGCCGAGUUAUUUGUCAUAUGAUACUGAUUGUAGUCUCGAUGCUUGUGACUACCGUGGUUCAUAUGAUAACAACAAGUGUUCCUUCAAUUGUGGCAAUCCUACCCAAAGAUGGUACCACGUUCCUCGAUCAUUUAUGGAAGAUGGAGAAAAUACAAUUGUGUUGUUUGAGGAGUUUGGUGGCAAUCCAUCUCUUGUGAAUUUCCAAACCAUCCAAGUUGGAACUGUCUGCGCCCAUGCAUACGAGAAGCACACAGUGGAAUUGGCAUGCGAAGGUCGUCCCAUUUCUGCAAUCAAGUUCGCUAGCUUUGGUAAUCCCCGAGGAACCUGUGGAUCAUUUGAGAAAGGCAGCUGUGAUUCUGGAAGUGCAUUGUCGAUCCUUAAAAAGGAAUGCGUGGGCAAAGAGAAGUGCUUGAUCAAUGUUUCUCAGAGCAAAUUUGGCUUGACAAACUGCGGUGAUGCCGUGAAGAGGCUGGCUGUGGAAGCUGUUUGCUAA